AUGGUGGAAAGUGUGUGCAUUAAAAGAAUAAAAGAGCUGCUGGGCGAGCUGUGUGAAUACUCCCUGCAGAUAAUGCCCCCGCAGGAGAUGGAUGUCCAUCCGUGCGACUGGCUUGGAGAGGACAUGCAGAGAGCAGUGGAGGCUAUUGAGUCGCUUCGAAACAGUUUGCUCUCCCAAGUAGAUGCUAAAAAGGCCAAAAUACAGCAGAUGGAAGAAGAAAAAAGGACAAUGCUUUCAGCUCUUGAAGAAAAGAGCGAAAAGCCAGAAGAAGACGGCCUUUGGAUCUAUGAGAAGAGCUUGUAUACAAGAGAGUCUGUGCUUGCAAAAGAUCUCGCAGAGCUGCACAUCAGAUACGAGGAACAGAAAGAAAAGUUCAGCCAGAUCGCAGAAAAGAUAAAAAAUAAAAAGAGCGAGCUGGCAGAGUACUUGGAGAACGAAGAAGAGUGCACUGCCGUGCUGCAGGAGCAAACAGUUACCAAGCAGCUGAUAGAAAGAGCAGAAACACUUCUCGCAGAACUAGAAAGAAAAACAGAGGAAAUAAGAGCAAAAACAGAAGAAAAGAUAAAAAGCGCCAAUGCCAUUCUAGCUUCGCUUGGGCUCCGAGCUGAAAAAGACUUUUCAAGCACUGCAGAGCUGUUUGAUGAAAUAAGCCAAUUGGAAGCGCAUCUUGAAGAAAUAUCAUCAUCUGUUGAGUCGUAUAACUACACAAUGAACAAGAUAGAUGUAUCAGACAGCUUUACCAAGACAGCUAGCCCAUCAGUCAAGCAAGAGAAACAAACCCUUGCAAAAAUUGCACCAACUAUACACUUAAAGAGCUAUACCGAAAUAUCUAGCAAAAAUAGAAUAGUCAGUGGCCUAAGCAUGGAUAUACCGAGCAGUAAAAAUGGUGAAGCAUUUGGAGUGAUCAGCAGUUUGCCAUACUCCUGUGCAAAAGACCUAGAAGAGAAACUGGUAAGAAUAGUAAGAAUGUCUGAAGAGAUAGACUGUCUCCUCAAGAACAGGCUUACAUUCCUAUCGAACAGAAUGGAAGUAUCAGCAAAGAGUGAUUUAUCUGGUGUAACGCCUAUUUGGAGGAUAAUUGUGCAAAAAGAGUGGAUUGCUCAAAUAGAGCAGGAGUACAAGCAGAAAAUAGAAGAAAUAUUCACAGAGCAGAAGAACAAUCUAGAAACAGUCCUGGCUAGCCUGAAAAGCAUAACGGAGGAAGAAGCUGUAUAUGCGCCUCUUCCACGGGAAAUAAAAGAGCUGAAAUUCACAGAACAGGAAGACAUUCUCCUGGAACUGGAAAAACAGACAAAAGACGCAGAAGAGGAAUAUUCCAUACUGAAAAACAUUGAGGCCUUCGUCAAGGAGAGAAAAGAGCUGCUCCUAAAAAUGUCCGCAUUUGAGGAACAGGCAAGCGACCCGAGGAGACUAUUCAGGAGCUCAUUCCAGCUCAACUCGGAAGAGAAGUUCAGGAAGAUGGCAGUGCCCACUCUUCUGCGAGUAGAAAAGGAGAUAUUUGCGCUAUCAGGCAGCUACUCCGAGAAGUUCGGCAAGCCUGUGCAGAUAAAAAGGAAAGAGAUAGUCACAGACCUAAAAAAUGAGAUAUCCAAUCGAAUAAUCAAUGCAAAUACAUUUAUGACGGGAAGACAGAGGCCCAUUGACAAGCCCAUUAUCAAGUAA
Messenger RNA from Nematocida minor, 1662 nucleotides. RefSeq lists its product as uncharacterized. The coding region runs from base 1 to 1662 and encodes 553 amino acids. The record is from RefSeq and is a predicted model, not a curated record. The transcript has a single exon. NCBI's taxonomy places the organism in Eukaryota, Fungi, Microsporidia.